GAAGGAAUAUUUUGUUGAUCAGCUGUCAGAGUGCAGACGCGCCAUACGCAUUUGGUGUUUUAAUUGGGUGUGCAUCCUGUAAAAGUUUCACUCCCUGUCGUUCCAUCCUUCAGGGCGGAGCAGUUCUAUGUUUGAUCCUUCUUUUUCUUUUGUUCGUAUUUUUUUUUUCCUUCGCAAAGAACACGUGGUUGUUACAAACCUCUCUCCGGACGCAGCAGGGAGGCGGAGGUGGAGAGAUGCGGGCGCAGUCGGGAUGGGAGAGGACGCUGUGAGGAGGCUGCCGCUCUUUAUCCAUGGAAAUUUGGCUGCUGAGCUGCACGCACGUUUUGUCGAAAGGAUUUUUAAAAAGACUCGCUUCCUGGACUAUUUUCCUGUCUUUUUCCUUUCUACAGGAGACUUACGCGCAAGAUGGGGACGAUUCCAGGAGGAGAGAAGAGAAUAAAAUCUGAUGUAGGUAGAUUUAUUAUGCAUGGAAAUAUGCGCUCAAGUCUCAAUAAGGUUUUCUCUCGAACAUUUACUUUUUUUAAAGUCACACACUGAGCAAAGGAUGGAUUACUUGAAUUCUUCUACCCUAGAAAAUGAGACAGAGGUGGGAAAUAUCUCCUCUAAUUCCACAUCUGAACAGCCGUACACCCAGCUCGCAAUCUGGGGUCUGGCUGGACUGGUCAGCUUUCUCAUUUUGUUUACAAUAGUCGGCAAUGUGCUGGUUGUUAUCGCAGUUCUAACCAGCAGAGCUCUUAAGCCACCCCAAAACCUUUUCUUGGUCUCCUUGGCCAGCGCAGACAUACUGGUAGCCACUCUGGUCAUGCCCUUCUCUCUGGCAAAUGAACUUAUGGGCUAUUGGUUUUUUGGCAAAAUUUGGUGUGACAUCUACCUGGCUCUGGAUGUUUUGUUUUGCACCUCUUCCAUCGUUCACCUCUGUGCCAUCAGUCUGGACAGAUACUGGUCAGUGACACAGGCUGUCGAGUACAACUUAAAGAGAACACCUAAACGAGUUAAAGGUAUGAUCAUAGUGGUGUGGUUGAUCUCAGCUGUAAUCUCCUUCCCGCCGCUGAUUUCGAUGGACAGGAGCAGCAAUGAAAGGAAACCCAUGUGUCAGCUGAACGACGUGACCUGGUACAUUCUCUACUCUAGCAUUGGAUCCUUCUUUGCUCCAUGUGUUAUAAUGAUCUUGGUCUAUAUUCGAAUCUAUCAAGUGGCAAAAACCAGGACCAGGACCAUGUCGGAAAAGAAGAGGAGUGUGGAUUCCCCUCUUGAAAAUGGGAUGGACCAAGCCGAGCCAGGCAUGGGAGGGUCCAUCAAGUCCACCCAGGGAGGGAGCACGAAGGAGCGAGAACGUGAGAACGGACACUGCCAAGAGCAAACAGUGGGAUCCCCUCGGUCAAAGGAGCCAAAACCUCCAUUAAAUAACCAUGAAGACGAGUUUGACGAUAGCAGCUCAUCAGACGAGAAACCAAAAAAGUGCAUUGGCUCUUCCAAACAAAGCCAGAACAACAGAAAAGACAGAAAGUCCAGCAGGAAGAGCAGCUCUGCCUCCAAAUACUCCAGCAGGAAGUCGCGUUCCAGCUCAAAGUCCUUGGAGCUGUUCUCCUCCCGUCGGAAACGUCGGAGCACCGUCAACCGAAAGAAAAUCUCUGCCGCCCGGGAGAAGCGCUUCACGUUUGUCCUUGCUGUGGUCAUGGGCGUUUUUGUUGUGUGCUGGUUCCCUUUCUUCUUCUCCUACAGCCUGUAUGGAAUCUGCCGCAAUUCAUGCAAGAUCCCAGAUGUGCUGUUUAAGUUCUUCUUUUGGAUCGGCUACUGUAACAGCUCCCUCAACCCGGUCAUCUAUACCAUCUUCAAUCAGGACUUUCGCAGAGCCUUCCAGAAGAUUCUCUGUAACUCAUGGAAACGGUCUUUUUGAGGAAGUCCUGGAUGACUGGGGGUUUUAUUAAGUGGAUGUGAAGUCAAAUGUCCCAGUGUCGUUUGACUGAUGAAGCCUGAGGUGCUUUCAUGCACUCGCUUUCUAGGAUCUGACUGGGAACGAUGGGACAUCAGCAGAAAGGGAAUAACAUGAAGGGAAUAAACAGAUGAGUCUGGCAUCUUAUGCCUCACAGACUGAUCUGAUUUAAGCUUGAGCUGCUUUCCUCCAAUGGUUUUGUCUCUCUUGCAUUGAAAUAAUCAGACUCUUUCCAGGCGGCUCUGUGAUGCAUGCCUGCCACAGUGGCUGCCUUUGGAUGAACUUGACAGCAGACGAAGAGUUAACAGAGGAGCUCAGUUUAUAAACUCACAACACUAUAAAUGAGUGUGAAGCGAAGGCCUUGACAAUCUUUCUGAGACUGUUGGUUGUGACAUUAGUAUCUUUUUCUUUGUCUGUUUACUCGUUUUUUCUUGACCUUACUGUUACAUCACGCUCUCAACAUGAAGACCAUUGGGACAAAGGGGCUCCUUGCUUCCUGUAUAAGUAGCAAAACUGUUUCACCAAAAAAAAGGACUUGAACUGAUGAACAAAAGUUACCUUCAGUGUUUAUCAUCAUGUGUGAAAUGAACCUAGCCACCAGGACAUAGCACAUGUUGAAUCUGGUAAUGCUUAUUUGUUCCCUUCAUGCCUUUGCACCUUCUCUCUCCUCUUUGAGAACAGCUUGAAUAUGGAGUUACUGUAGAGGUAGAUGGACACUCACUGAGGCUUUACUGAGUGUUUUAAAAGAGAACAGGGAGAUAAAGUUUGCAACAUAUGGAUGUCUGUUAAGAUAAAGUGAGCUACAUCUUACCUCCACCUCCUGUUUGUGGUUGUUGGCGUGUGUGUGCACGUGUGUGUGUGUGUGUGUGUGUG
Molecule: messenger RNA, 2809 nt
Organism: Xiphophorus maculatus (southern platyfish)
Lineage: Eukaryota; Metazoa; Chordata; Actinopteri; Cyprinodontiformes; Poeciliidae
Gene: adra2c
Product: alpha-2C adrenergic receptor-like
Exons: 1
Coding region: 470-1900 (476 amino acids)
Biological process (GO): adenylate cyclase-activating adrenergic receptor signaling pathway; regulation of vasoconstriction; platelet activation
Cellular component (GO): membrane
Molecular function (GO): alpha2-adrenergic receptor activity
Source: RefSeq, a predicted model, not a curated record